AUGUGCUUCUGGACAAAGCCUUCUGUAUCCUGGGUGCCCUUGUUUCUUCUUCUCAGCCUUGAUCCCUCGACUGAGACAGAAAAACCCUCAACUCAGGACAGCAGCAGUACUUGGAGUCCAGGGCAACUGACGGAAGUUCUACGGGUUCUCUCUGCUGAUGACCCCCGUCCCCUGAACCACUCAAGAAGCCUCAUCAGAACAUUGCUGGAGAAAACUGGAUGCCCACGGAGGACAGACGGAAGGCAAGGAGAUUGCAAUCUGUGCUUUGAACCGGAUGCCCUGUUACUAAUAGCUGGAGGAGAUUUCGAGGAUCAGCUCAAAGAGGAAGUGAUCCAGCGAGUUUCUCUUCUCCUUCUCUAUUACAUCAUUCAUCAGGAAGAGAUUUGUUCUUCUAAGCUCAACAUGAGUAAUAAGGAGUAUACAUUUUACCUGCAUAGCCUUCUCAGCCUCAGGCAGGAUGAAGACUCCUAUUUCCUUUCACAGAAUGAGACGGAAGAUAUUCUGGCUUUCACCAGGCAGUACUUUGACACUUCAAGAAACCAGUGUAUGGAAACCAAAGUGCUGCAGAAAAAAUCUGGAAUCCUAAGCAGUGAUGGUGCCGAUGAAAACACCCUUCCCCGGUUGGCAGCAACAAUCAUUGCUUUGUCCCUCCAAGGCGUUUGUCUGGGACAAAGAAACUUGCCUCCCCCAGACUAUUUUACAGAAUACAUUUUCAGUGCCUUGAAUAGUACAAAUACUCUUCACCUAUCCGAACUAGACAAGCUCCUCAACACUCUCUGGACUAAAAGUACCUGUAUCAGAAAAGAUAAAAUCCAUCAGCUUAGAAGGAAACAAAACAGCCUAACAGUUCAUGAUGGAGACUACCCUAAUCUAUCUGUAUCCAUGGACCCAGAAUCAGAAGAUGGUCCAAUUUCCUGGGAUCAGACUUGCUUCUCUGCCGGGCAGUUGGUGAACAUAUUUCUACAGAACAAGCGUUCACCCAUUUCUAAGGAGGACUUUAAGCAAAUGAGUCCAGGAAUCAUUCAGCAAUUGCUCAGCUGUUCUUGCCAGCUGCCCCAGAACCAACAAGCAAAGAUGGCACCCACCACGCUGGAGAAAUAUGGCUACAGCACUGUGGCGGUGAUGCUGCUUACGCUGGGCUCCAUGCUUGGGACGACACUGAUCCUUUUCCACAGCUGUGAGGAGAACUACAGGCUCAUUUUACAGCUGUUUGUGGGCCUGGCUGUUGGGACACUUUCUGGGGAUGCUCUGCUCCACCUCAUCCCUCAGAUUCUUGGCUUACAUAUGCAGGAAACCUCAGAGUUUGGACAUUUCUAUGAAAACAAAGGGCAUAUUUGGAAACUGUUGGGAUUAAUUGGAGGCAUCCAUGGAUUUUUCUUAAUAGAAAAAUGUUUUAUUCUUCUUGUAUCACCAAGUGCCGAGCAGGACAUGUCAUUGGUUAACGGGCAUGUGGCGCAUUCCCGCCAUCUUGCAUUCAACCCUGAAUUAAGUGACCAGUCAGGCAGAGGCAAAUCUGCUUCAACUAUCCAGUUGAAAGGCCCAGAAGAUGCACAGGCAGCUGAAAUUUCUAUACCUAGUCUGAACACCCCCAACAGAAAAGGCAAAACCAUUAGCUUGCUAGCAAUAAUGAUUCUGGUUGGGGACAGCCUGCAUAAUUUUGCAGAUGGCCUAGUAAUAGGAGCAGCCUUCUCCUCUUCAUCUGAGGCGGGAGUAACCACGACUAUUGCUAUCUUGUGUCAUGAAAUUCCCCAUGAAAUGGGAGACUUUGCUGUGCUCCUAAGCUCUGGACUUCCUGUUAAGAUUGCCAUCUUGAUGAAUUUUAUAAGUGCUUUAACUGCCUUCAUAGGACUGUAUAUUGGCCUCUCAGUAUCAACAGAUCCAUGUAUUCAAAACUGGAUCUUAACAGUUACUGCUGGGAUGUUUUUAUAUUUAUCCUUGGUGGAAAUGCUUCCUGAAAUGACUCAUGUUCAAACACAGCGACCCUGGUUGAUGCUUCUCCUGCAAAACUUUGGACUGACCCUAGGUUGGCUCUCUCUCUUCCUCUUGGCUAUAUAUGAGCAAAAUAUUAAAAUAUAA
Messenger RNA from Dama dama (fallow deer), 2076 nucleotides. It is a transcript of the gene SLC39A12, whose product is annotated as solute carrier family 39 member 12. Gene Ontology annotation, molecular function: zinc ion transmembrane transporter activity. Gene Ontology annotation, biological process: zinc ion import across plasma membrane; intracellular zinc ion homeostasis. Bases 1 to 2076 code for a protein of 691 amino acids. The record is from RefSeq and is a predicted model, not a curated record. Gene Ontology annotation, cellular component: membrane. The transcript has 12 exons. Lineage: Eukaryota; Metazoa; Chordata; Mammalia; Artiodactyla; Cervidae.